UUUCCUAGGCGUCAUCCGGUCGACUGCUGAGGUUCCUUACAGCGCACUUCAAAGCUGUCACGGUGCUGAAGUUCACAGCAGAUGGCAUGACUCUCGUAUCCGCUGGAGGAGAUGGUGUGGUCCAAGUGUGGAGUGUUGUUAGCUUAUUGGACCCUACCGCUGGUGCACCCAAGCCCACAUACACCUGGUCGAGCCACUCCCUGCCUGUCACCGCUAUACACAUUGGUUCGGGCACGUCCAGCAGUUGCCGCGUUCUGACAGUGUCAUUAGACAGAACGGCAAAGUUAUGGGACAUGGCGUCAGGGAAGGUGUUGUGCACGCUCGUGUUCCCGGCUGGAUUAACGAGUUGUGCCAUGGAUCCCGCAGAGUUUAUCAUGUGUGUUGGAGCCAGUGAUGGCUACAUAUACAAGGCAGAAAUGUUCCAAUUGAAUAUCAGCGAAUCAAAGGGGAGCUCUAUAGACACCGCGAGUAGUCGACAAACUUUCCUCAGUCACACAGCUGAGGUGACCAGUCUCGAGCUGUCACAUGACUGCAAUCUUUUGGUCUCUGGUUCAUUAGACGGAACAGUCGUGGUCUGGGACUUGACCAGCUCAGAAAAGCUCAGGACAUUCCGGUUACAUGAAGGUCCAAUCACAAAUCUUUCAUUGAUUUUAAGGCCAAGGUCCGUAUUCAAUAACACAAUAGUACAGAACGACGUACCUCCACUAGAUCGAUAUCUUAGCCAGGGACCUGUGCUAGACGGUGUCCAAUUGAUUACAACGGCAACCUGCCCACCACAACCG
This is a messenger RNA of Sphaeroforma arctica JP610, 782 nucleotides long. RefSeq lists its product as hypothetical. The record is from RefSeq and is a predicted model, not a curated record. The transcript has 4 exons. The annotation marks the transcript as partial. Gene Ontology annotation, molecular function: protein binding. Gene Ontology annotation, biological process: rRNA processing; DNA-templated DNA replication. NCBI's taxonomy places the organism in Eukaryota, Ichthyosporea, Ichthyophonida. Gene Ontology annotation, cellular component: nuclear pre-replicative complex.